GAUGAGCAAGCGGACGCUCUCAUCAAAGAGGUCACAGCGUUUGCAGUUUACCUGGGCAUGGACCCCGAAGAGGACGAGGAGUUCCUUUGGAUUGCAGUAGAGGCGAUGAUUGCCCCGUUGCCAAAAAAUUGGAGCGAGCAUGAGGCAAGAGACGGCCGAGUAUAUUUCUACAACAGAAGAACGGAUCACACUCAAUGGGAACAUCCCAUGGACGAAUAUCAUCGAUCGCUCUAC
Guillardia theta CCMP2712 is the source of this 234-nucleotide messenger RNA. RefSeq lists its product as hypothetical. The annotation marks the transcript as partial. The record is from RefSeq and is a predicted model, not a curated record. Lineage: Eukaryota; Cryptophyceae; Pyrenomonadales; Geminigeraceae. Gene Ontology annotation, molecular function: protein binding. The transcript is spliced from 2 exons.